Polypterus senegalus (gray bichir) is the source of this 2252-nucleotide messenger RNA. RefSeq names its product lin-7 homolog C (C. elegans) (gene lin7c). Gene Ontology annotation, molecular function: L27 domain binding. Gene Ontology annotation, biological process: neurotransmitter secretion; maintenance of epithelial cell apical/basal polarity; protein localization to basolateral plasma membrane. The transcript is spliced from 5 exons. Gene Ontology annotation, cellular component: synapse; MPP7-DLG1-LIN7 complex; cell-cell junction. Bases 54 to 659 code for a protein of 201 amino acids. NCBI's taxonomy places the organism in Eukaryota, Metazoa, Chordata, Cladistia, Polypteriformes, Polypteridae. The record is from RefSeq and is a predicted model, not a curated record.
UCUGCUCUUUGAGCACGAGCAGUCUGCUUGCGCGCGCUGUCAGCCGGCACAAAAUGGCUUCAAUGGGCGAUCCGGUGAGACUGGAAAGAGAUAUCUCUCGAGCAAUAGAAUUGUUGGAUAAACUACAGAGAACUGGAGAGGUUCCUCCCCAGAAGCUACAGGCUUUGCAGAGGGUGCUCCAAAGUGAAUUUUGCAAUGCUGUGCGAGAGGUUUAUGAACAUGUUUAUGAGACCGUUGAUAUUAACAGCAGCCCAGAGGUCCGAGCCAAUGCCACAGCAAAGGCAACUGUAGCUGCCUUUGCAGCAAGUGAAGGCCAUUCCCACCCUCGGGUAGUUGAGCUUCCAAAAACGGAAGAAGGCUUGGGCUUCAAUAUCAUGGGUGGGAAAGAGCAAAAUUCCCCAAUCUAUAUUUCACGCAUCAUCCCAGGGGGAAUUGCAGACCGGCAUGGUGGACUCAAGCGAGGAGAUCAGCUACUUUCUGUCAAUGGUGUGAGUGUUGAAGGAGAGCACCAUGAGAAAGCUGUCGAGCUCCUGAAGGCCGCUCAGGGGACAGUGAAAUUGGUGGUACGGUACACUCCAAAAGUGCUUGAAGAAAUGGAGUCUCGGUUUGAGAAGAUGAGGUCUGCAAAACGCAGGCAGCAGAACAAUAUUCCUCAGUAGCUCAUUGCUUCUGUCCAACAUUGUCUUGUGUUUGCAUUUCUUAGACCUUUUGCCUUUCACAGAGGGUCUACAAUUCAUUGUAGCUUAGAAAGGUGUUCAUAGUUUCUAUUGUUUGUACAUGGUCUGCGUGAGAUGUGGUGUUGGGGCUGUUAGCAGGGGAACUGGUAAAACUGGAUUCAGUAACUACAUAUAUUUCCAUACAUAUUACUUAUACACACACACAGACGUAAACACACACAUUUAUAGAAGGAUAAUGGUGGGAAGGAGAUUGCCUCAUUUCUUGCCAAAUGAAUAAACCUGCAGCAUUCCGAUUUUUCUUUUUUUUUCUUAGCAACAACUGCCAUUAUAGUAGUGAAAUAAUUGUAAAUUGUGGUAUAUAUAUAUAUAUAUAUAUAUAUAUAUAUAACACAACUGACCAUUUGUGUCUAUGGUGAAAACUUAAAUAAAGGUCAGAACACUAAAAUGAAUGUUUAGUUCCUUCAGCUGUCUGCCACAAUAAUCUCACUUUUUUUUAUUGAUCUAAUUUUUUUAUUUACAACUGUUAACAAAUUCCUUUUUUGAUAAUCUCUGUAAAUGAAGCAUACUUAUUUAUAUAGUAUCAGUUUUAAAAACAAUCACAAUUCUCAGGUUCUUUAUAUAUUCUUAUACUCUGUGAAGGUGUGAUAGAAUUAUACUGUUUCAAGGUUUGUAUUUCUCCCAGCUUAAAAUGCUUCACUUUGAGCACAUCUUGCAUGCAGACUGCUGGGAUGUUAUGAGAGCCAUUUCUUCAGUUUAUUCAGAAUAUGACACAGUAUUUGGAUUUAUGGUGACAGGACAACUAAAUGCUUCCUAAAAGCAUAAAACUGUAAACUUUCAUGGGUAUAACCCAAAAUGGAAAAAAAUACAAGAAUUCAUUUAGUUGUGUAGUUAACUUUUGCAGUCCUGGUUUUGUCUCACAAUAUCAAUGUUGUUUACAGUUCCAGUCGUCAAAAAUGUGGCGGAGGAUUAUAUCUGUGAUACAUCAUGUAUAUAGCGCAACGCGUAUUGUUCAUGAAAACAGCAAUAUUAAAACAAAUAUUCUUGCCACUUAGUAAAUCAUUAAACAAAUUUUAUUUUAUAGGAAAGACUUUUGCUCUUUGAUACUUUAAAUGGGUUGCACCUAAGCAAGCAGCUGUAUUAAACAAUGCACACUUUUGACAUCUUGAAGAAAAUGUUCACGCCAUUUUUUCACAUAUUUAGAGCAUAAACCAAAUCCCUGCCAAUAAAAUAUACUGACUAUACCACUACUAAAAUUCCCUUCAAAUGGUUAAAAUGUGAGAAGCACUUUGUGUCAGGGCAUGAAUCGGGCUAAGCAGUGUCACUUAAAUUUUGAAAUGCAAGUUGGUUUCUUUUUUUAGGAUUGAGUUUGUAAUUUUUUAUGGCACAUUGUAUUUAUCAAAUUUAAUAUAUAGCCUAAUGUUCCUUCUUGCUGUUGUAUUCCUUGUGAUUAAAAUAUAAUUGAUUGUUUUUACUGUAUUUGCGGGAGAAAAUAGUGCACUCAGUUGUACAUGCAUGUGAAAGAGCAUUGCUCCACAGCUGGCUUUUAUUCCAAUAAAUAUUUAAGUUAAAUGAGAA